Labrus mixtus (cuckoo wrasse) is the source of this 3837-nucleotide messenger RNA. It is a transcript of the gene selenon, whose product is annotated as selenoprotein N. Gene Ontology annotation, biological process: calcium ion homeostasis; skeletal muscle fiber development. The record is from RefSeq and is a predicted model, not a curated record. The transcript has 13 exons. Gene Ontology annotation, cellular component: endoplasmic reticulum membrane. Lineage: Eukaryota; Metazoa; Chordata; Actinopteri; Labriformes; Labridae.
CUUGACUCAUGUGAAAAACAUCCAUAUGGGUCCGGAUCCGAUGUGGGAAAUAAGAAAUCUGUGCUGCUAGCUGUGCAGCUGUCGUCACGGCCGAAGAAGACGCACCGUCGCCGGCUACAGGUGAACCAGAACAGUCCGGUACAACAGUUUGCUGAGGUGGAGGUCGAGGAUGGCCGCAGACGUGGAUAAAACAAUCCCCAAGGAAAGGAGCCAAAACUCGGCGCGGGAUGGGCAGCAGAGUCCGGGCUCUGGAUCCUGGAUCUCCAAGGUUCUGUGGACUCUGCUCAUAGUCGGUGCUGUCCCGGUGUUCGCCUUUGGAUUCAAGUAUUACCAAGACACCCAGCUGCUCAAACGUCAUGAAGAGAGUGUCCAGACGCUGGGCGCCGAGGGGCUUUUCCUCUUCUCCUCCUUAGACACCAAUCAUGACCUCUAUCUCAGUCCGGAGGAGUUCAAGCCGAUCGCAGAGAAACUCACAGGGAUUACACCCCCAGCGGAUUAUGAGGAGGAAGUGAUCCAUGACCCCAAUGGAGAGACUUUGACCCUGGAGGCAAAAAUGCAGCCGCUGCUGCUCGACUCCAUGACGAAAAGCAAGGACGGUUUUCUCGGGGUGUCUCACAGCUCUCUGAGCGGGCUGCGCUCGUGGCAGAGCCCGGCAGUGCCUUCUUCUUCCUUCUCCGCCGGCCAGUUCAGAGUUUUCCUUCCCCCGAAGAACAAAGUCGAGGUCGGAGACACCUGGUGGGUGAUUCCCAGCGAGCUCAACAUCUUCACGGGUUACCUGCCCAACAACCGCUACCACCCUCCCUCACCCAAAGGCAAAGAGGUUCUCAUCCACACCUUGUUGAGUAUGUUCCACCCUCGGCCCUUCAUCAAGUCGCGCUUCGCUCCUCAGGGCGCCGUCGCCUGUAUCCGCGCCAGCAACGACUUUUAUUAUGACAUCGUCUUCAGGAUCCACGCUGAGUUUCAGCUCAACGACGUCCCGGACUUUCCCUUCUGGUUCACCCCGGGCCAGUUCACCGGACACGUCGUUCUGUCCAAAGACGCCUCUCACGUCCGCCACUUCCACCUCUACGUCCCCAGUGACAGGUCUCUGAAUGUGGACAUGGAGUGGCUGUACGGGGCCAGUGAGAGCAGCAACAUGGAGGUGGACAUUGGAUACCUGCCUCAGUUAGAGCUGCAGUCCACAGGCCCGUCCACUCCCUCGGUCAUCGUGGACGAGGAAGGCAACAUCAUCGACAGCAGAGACGGCGGCAUGGAGCCCAUCCAGUUCGUCUUCGAGGACAUCCACUGGGCCGCGGAGAUCAGCCGGCAAGAAGCCGCUCGACGCCUGGACGUCGCCCUCUACCCCUUCAAGAAGGUGUCCUACCUGCCGUUUUCAGAGGCGUUCGAGCGGGCCGAGGCGGAGAAGAAACUGGUGCAUUCCAUUCUGCUUUGGGGAGCGUUAGACGACCAGUCCUGCUGAGGUUCGGGGCGAACUCUCCGGGAGACAGUCCUGGAAAGUUCGCCCGUCCUGGCCUUGCUCAACCAGAGCUUCAUAAGCAGCUGGUCUCUGGUCAGAGAGCUGGAGAGCAUGCAGGCUGAUGAGCAGAACGGAGCGCUGAGCGAGAAGGCCAAAUUACACCUGGAGAAUUACAACUUCCCCGUCGAGAUGAUGGUGGCACUGCCGAAUGGAACUAUUGUUCACCACAUCAACGCCAACUUCUUCCUGGACCAGACGGCCAUGAAACCAGAGGAGGAGGGAGACACUUUUAGCUUUUCCGGCGGCUUCGAGGACCCCUCCACCUCCACUUACAUCAGCUUCCUCAAGGAGGGGCUGGAGAGAGCCAAGGAGUACCUGGCACAGUAAUUUGUGUGGGAUAUGAUCCGAGAUAAGGAAAAGUAUGUGGGGGAAGCUUUCUGAUCAGUGUUGGCAGCUGGGGAAAAAAAAACUAAAUUUUUGCCUUCUAUUGUCUUUGUUACUAUUUAUUUGGGCGUCUCUCAUGAUCAGAAUCUUUUCUACACAGUAUGUGUAAUGUAUUAAAGUUACUGUCUGAGUCAGUAAGAAGCAAAAAAGCAAACACAUUUAGAUCUGCUGAAUAAUGUUUGACAAUGUAGGCACUGCAGGCGUUAAGACAAAUCCCAAGUGCAUAAAAGCACAUUGAAAACAUCCACAUUCCCGUUUUAUUAUCUGGUGUUGCAUGUGCAAUAUUUAAUAACAGUGUGUUUUUUUGAUGCUGUCGACUGUACCCAGAAAGCGAGCAGGUUGUUGCCUCCAGUUGUGUUUCUGCAGUUUGUGAAGACUUGUCCUGAAAGCUCUCGUCUGGGCCGGGCCGAGUCUGAUGUUCCUGCAGAGGCUGCUGGAGGACACGCCCUCUUCUGACUCAGAGAACAACAGCAGCAAACAAAACAAAACAAAAAAACCCUGUUGAGAGGACUGUGGCACAUUAGAGAAAGUAUUUGUUUUAUUUUGUCGAACCAGAUGUUGAAUAUUUUUGCAGAUUUUUUUUUCUGUUUAGUGGAAUCAUCUCACCACGCCAAAGAACGUUGUGUGUUAUGUUUGCAGUAGCUGGCGUGCAGCUCGCACGGCCAAUAGGAUGCUUACCACUUGGUUUUAUUUAUUUAACUCGAUGGAACCAAAAGGGUUUAUGUUGCAAAUGUUUUCAAACUGCUUUAGGCAGUGUGUAUUUUUUUUAUUAUCAUCUUCCAGUAAAAACGAUGCAUUCUCUUGUGUUUUUAGUAAAACGAUUAAAAUCUGGAUCCAGCAGUAGUAAAAGUCUUCACAUCAAUCCUGUUAUUUUACAGUUUUCUGUCAAACGAAAGGACAUGUGAGGUCUCCAGGUUGUCGUCUCUGUUCUUAGUGUUGACUAGAAGCACACGAGCAUCAGAGACAUAUUUUAAAAUAGUUGACGGCGAAAGGUGUGGAAGUCCUGAGAGGUCAGAGUGAGAAGAAAUCUGAAGGCAAAAAGGCCUUAAAAAAAUAACUUUCCAAAAAAAGGUCCUAAAAAUAAGAUAUCUAACAUACAAGUUUUCUACCUAUCUCACUUUUAAACAAAAAGGGAACAUAGGAAAAUAACAGACUUUCCAAAUGUAAUUCAGUGGACUUCUCUUUAAGGCAGGAUCCAAAGAAAGUACUGGAGCACACAACUCACUUCAGGCAAAUUUAUUUAGGUGCAAAGGAUUAACGUUUCUAUGCAGUGCGUCUUCCUCAGAGGGUUUUAACUUUGAGGAAGACGCAGUGCCUUCAGUGAUCGGUGUGCUCCAGUACUUUCUUUGGAUCCUGCCUGAGAGAAGGAGUCUCGUGUUCUUCUGAGAGCACCGAGCUCCAUUUGUGGAUCUACUAAAGUGCAAGAGUUACCUUAGGCUUCGACUGUGGUAGAAAAAUAAUACUCAAAAGAAUAACACUUACACUGUUAUCACAAAACCAAGGAGUAUGAUCCUGCCUGAAAAAUCCAUUUGAAACAUGUUUCCCUUUAUGAAAAACACCUGAAGAACUGAGCUGACUAGAUUUGAUUAUUUGGCCUUUUUCUUUUAACAAAAACUCAAAACUUAACUUGUAGAGAUGAUCCCGGCAGAAGCUGUUUCUGCAUCUUUUCUUCUGACGUGUUUUAAGCCAAUUAAGAGACAAUAAUAAAACUCACACGUAAGAAGACUGAUAACCAGAUGUUUGUUCUUCUCACCUGCCUCUCUGGGCGUCUGCAGAAACUCGAUUAAUGACAGAUGUGAAUGUGACUUCAUGAUUGGUGUACAGUCACUGUGUGUGGAUUAUCAAACUGUUUGGAUCCUUUAGGGGAAUAAACACUUAUUCUGUAACCUGAGUGCCAUUUCUACCACAAAGUUGAAAUAAACAUUGUUGUUUUUUUU